Molecule: messenger RNA, 4722 nt
Organism: Macaca mulatta (Rhesus monkey)
Lineage: Eukaryota; Metazoa; Chordata; Mammalia; Primates; Cercopithecidae
Source: RefSeq, a predicted model, not a curated record
GCCCACCUUUGCCUCCCAAAGUGCUGGGAUUACAGGCGUGAGCCACCGCACCCAGCCUGCGUGUGUCACUCUUCAGCUGAAAACGCUGCAGAGCUGCAUGACUUUCCAGAGAUGGUUCACACCCACCACCCAUCCCAGGUCCACCCCUCCUGCUUCCUCUCUGGUAGCCUGAGCAGAUCUCUGCACCUUUGUGUGUGCUGUUGCUUCUCCCCAGAUUGCCCUUCCCCGCCUCUGCCUGCCUGGUGAACUGCCAGUUCCUCCUACAAGCUCAGCUCAAGCCUCAUCUUCUGAUGCUCUUCCUUUGCCCCUCAGCACUAACCAUCUCCUCCUUCAUUGUGCUUUCUAUGUUUUCGCACCAUAGGGCUGACCACCCAGGCCUACAGGGCGACCAGUGACCCGGCACAGCUAUGGCCUGCUCACCCUAGCCACCUGAUGUUCAGCAUGGCAUCAAGCUGUCAUCCUGAAACUCCCUGGGAUCUCAUAGGCAAGGCAAUGACCCAGGAUGCAGCCAGGGGCCACGACAUGCACAGAGGACCGCAUCCAGCAUGCCCUGGAACGCUGCCUGCACGGACUCAGCCUCGGCCGCCGCUCCACCUCCUGGUCAGCUGGGCUGUGUCUGAACUGCUGGAGCCUGCAGGAGCUGGUCAGCAGAGACCCGGGCCACUUCCUUAUCCUCCUUGAGCAGAUCCUGCAGAAGACGCGAGAGGUCCAGGAGAAGGGCACCUACGACCUGCUCACCCCCCUGGCCCUGCUCUUCUAUUCCACUGUUCUUUGUACACCACACUUCCCACCAGACUCGGAUCUUCUUCUGAAGGCAGCCAGCACCUACCACCGGUUCCUGACCUGGCCUGUUCCUUACUGCAGCAUCUGCCAGGAGCUGCUCACCUUCAUUGAUGCUGAACUCAAGGCCCCAGGGAUCUCCUACCAGAGGCUGGUGAGGGCUGAGCAGGGCCUGCCCAUCAGGAGUCACCGCAGCUCCACCGUCACCGUGCUGUUGCUGAACCCAGUAGAAGUGCAGGCCGAGUUCCUCGCUGUAGCCAAUAAGCUGAGCACCCCCGGACACUCGCCUCACAGUGCCUACACCACCCUGCUCCUGCAUGCCUUCCAGGCCACCUUUGGGGCCCACUGUGACGUCCCGGGCCUGCACUGCAGGCUGCAGGCCAAGACCCUGGCAGAGCUUGAGGACAUCUUCACGGAGACCGCAGAGGCACAGGAGCUGGCAUCUGGCAUCGGAGAUGCUGCAGAGGCCCGGCGGUGGCUCAGGACCAAGCUGCAGGCGGUGGGAGAAAAAGCUGGCUUCCCUGGGGUGUUAGACACUGCAAAACCAGGGAAGCUCCAUACCAUCCCCAUCCCUGUUGCCCGGUGUUACACCUACAGCUGGAACCAGGACAGCUUUGACAUCCUGCAGGAAAUCCUGCUCAAGGAACAGGAGCUGCUCCAGCCAGGGAUCCUGGCAGAUGAUGAAGAGGAGGAGGAGGAAGAGGAGGAGGAGGAGGAGGAGGACUUGGAAACGGAUGGGCAUUGUGCCGAGAGAGACUCCCUGCUCUCCACCAGCUCUUUGGCGUCCCACGACUCCACCCUGUCCCUCACAUCCUCCCAGGCCUCAGGGCCGGCCCUCUCGCGCCAUCUGCUGACUUCCUUUGUCUCAGGCCUCUCGGAUGGCAUGGACAGCGGCUACGUGGAGGACAGCGAGGAGAGCUCCUCCGAGUGGCCCAGGAGGCGCGGCAGCCAGGAACGCCGGGGCCACCGCAGGCCUGGGCAGAAGUUCAUCAGGAUCUAUAAACUCUUCAAGAGCACUAGCCAGCUGGUACUGCGGAGGGACUCUCGGAGCCUGGAGGGCAACUCGGACACGGCCCUGCCCCUGCGGCGGGCAGGGAGCCUCUGCAGCCCCCUGGACGAUCCAGUAUCGCCCCCUUCCCGGGCCCAGCGCUCCCGCUCCCUGCCCCAGCCCAAACUCAGUACCCAGCUGCCCAGCUGGCUUCUAGCCCCCGCUUCACGUCACCAGCGCCGCCGCCCCUUCCUGAGUGGAGAUGAGGAUCCCAAGGCCUCCACGCUACGUGUUGUGGUCUUUGGCUCCGAUCGGAUUUCAGGGAAGGUGGCCCGGGCAUACAGCAACCUUCGGCGGCUGGAGAACAAUCGCCCACUCCUCACACGGUUCUUCAAACUUCAGUUCUUCUAUGUGCCUGUGAAGCGAAGUCACGGGACCAGCCCUGGUGCCUGUCCACCCCCUCGGAGCCAGACGCCCUCACCCCCGACAGACUCCCCUAGGCACGCCAGCCCUGGAGAGCUGGGCACCACCCCAUGGGAGGAGAGCACCAAUGACAUCUCCCACUACCUCGGCAUGCUGGACCCCUGGUAUGAGCGCAAUGUGCUAGGCCUCAUGCACCUGCCCCCUGAAGUUCUGUGCCAGCAGUCCCUGAAGGCUGAAGCCCAGGCCCUGGAGGGCUCCCCCACCCAGCUGCCCAUCCUGGCCGACAUGCUACUCUACUACUGCCGCUUUGCCGCCAGACCGGUGCUGCUGCAAGUCUAUCAGACGGAGCUGACCUUCAUCACUGGGGAGAAGACGACAGAGAUCUUCAUCCACUCCUUGGAGCUGGGUCACUCCGCUGCCACACGUGCCAUCAAGGCUUCGGGUCCUGGCAGCAAGCGGCUGGGCAUCGAUGACGACCGGGAGGCUGUUCCUCUAACACUACAGAUUAUUUACAGCAAGGGGGCUAUCAGUGGACGAAGUCGCUGGAGCAACCUGGAGAAGGUCUGUACCUCCGUGAACCUUAACAAGGCCUGCCGGAAGCAGGAGGAGCUGGAUUCCAGCAUGGAGGCCCUGACGCUAAACCUGACAGAAGUAGUGAAAAGGCAGAACUCCAAAUCCAAGAAGGGCUUUAACCAGAUUAGCACAUCGCAGAUCAAAGUGGACAAGGUGCAGAUCAUCGGUUCCAACAGCUGCCCGUUCGCUGUGUGCCUGGACCAGGAUGAGAGGAAGAUCCUGCAGAGUGUAGUCAGAUGUGAGGUUUCACCCUGCUACAAGCCGGAGAAGAGCGACCUCUCCUCGCCACCCCAGAGGCCUCCCAACCUGCCGGCCCAGGCCGCGCCUGAUCUCUGCUCCCUUCUCUGCCUGCCCAUCAUGACUUUCAGUGGAGCUCUGCCCUAGUGUGGGCCCAGCACCAGACUGGACAGAAGCCCUGGGGCAACCUCCUCUGUGAGCCCUCCGGGACAGUCCCUGUCUGUGGAGAACGGAGUGGUCCUGUGCAGAGACAGUCCCACUGUGGGUCCUGCAAUGGGCAGGGUGUGGGGGUACAGGGUUUCUGGGGUCUCAGCGUUCUGGGAAAGGAACAGCUAUCAGGGAGAGAAGGGCCAGACCCCAUAGCCUCUCAGAUUCCUCGCAGUAGAAGGAGAAGAAUGGAUAAAUUGACCUCCGAAGUCCCUGACCACUACAUGGUCUAGGAUGCUUUCUAGAAGGAAGAUCUGAGGCUCUGGUGCUCAGGGGGAUGGCUUGGGCCUUUUCUCUCAACCUUGGCUGAGCCUACCCCUUACUUUGUCAAAGACUUGAGGACCCUGUAUGUCUGGAGUUCAGUCCCCUCCUCUCUGGGGGCUCAGGUGACUGAAAUGUGGAUGAAAUAUUUCUCUACUUCAAGACCACCUCUCCCUCCAAACACACACACACACACACACACACACACACACACACACACACACCCCCCAACAAUUUCUCUCUGUCAGGUUUCCUGAUUCUCUGGAAGAACAGCACUAAUGCUGCACCUGUCUACUCUUAGAACCCGGCACAGAUUCUCUCUUGAUCUCCUUUUUGGAUCUGAGAUUCUUGGAAGACAGUAUAGGCUGAAAUUCAGUAGCAGCUCCGUUCUAGCUAAAUCACCAGAGGAAGUUAAUUACCUUUGAGCCUCCAUUUCCUCAGCACUAAAAUGGAGUGGAGAGUUGGGGUGGAAAUAAGACAUCCUGAAAAGGUGAAAUUGUCUGCAAAGCACCUAGCCCAGCGCUGAGCUCCCAGUAGGUGCUCAGUAAAGCUUAGCACCUGACUUUCUGAACACCGAUUCCUCCUGUUUGGAGCCACUGGGAUACUCUCACCUCCGUUGGGAUGCUCCUCACUCCUUCCCAGUUCAUGGCUGAGGCAGAACCCAGACUGAAGGGGGAAGAGACGUUCCAGACAUUCCAGAGACCUUCAUCAGGGUAAGGGGUGGGCUGCUCAGGGGCCCCACCCUUCAGCCCCUUCUGUAUCACAUUGGCCCUCCCACUCCCAUCUCAAUCUUUGUGUGCAAAAUCUUCCAUGCCCGCAAAUUCACUGGCACUCUUCUGGCACCUGGGCAAGAUCCCAGAACAGAGGAUGGAGUGACCGGUCUCACAGAGCUUAGUGCCCAACUCAGGGGAAAUGGCACUGGUGCCUGGGACAUGGUCAGCCUAGGACAGGACAUGAGAGUCUAAGAUUCAAAGAGAGCAGCUUGAAGUGGUUUAAGAAGCUAGAAACCAACGUGGACUAGAGAGAUGGGGCAGAAGUCAAGACCAGGGUUUGGACUGACAGACGUGGAGAAAGCAGCCAUGGAAGCGUGAACUGUAUCCCACACAAAGUCCCUCUUCCCCUCCUCCUAACUCAUUAUGCCUAAAAGGUCUUACAUGAAAUUCCAGCCCAGAGUACUCAUGACUUGAGAGAUGUGGACAGAGCCAGCUUCUACCUUGCCUGGCCAUUUCUCCCGUCUUUUUUUUUUUUUUUUU